AUGGGCCUUUUUCGAAAAAGUGCCCCAUCUGGCACCACAGACGAGGUCCUGCGCCACAUAUGCGACGAGGGAGCUUCGGCAAAGGAUCCUUCGCAUUCGGGCUUGAAGUGUUGUGAAAGAUCCCGAAAGAAGGAUCUCCCCUUCCCGGUUUCCGGGCAACAUCUGCCUCUUUUGCAUGGAAGGCUGAGGCAUGCUGAGGCUGCGAAAGACUUGCCAAAGCAGUCGCCGACGCAACUGAGUCAUAGCCAAGAGAGCCCGAGAAGUCUUUACGGUGGCCUGCAAACUACUUCUGCAGGGUACUCGCCUGCAAGAGAAAGACGCGGACACAGAACAGCCCUGAAGUCUCGGCUGCUGCCGCAGGAUUGUGGCGAGACCCAGGGGCACAAACAAUGA
This is a messenger RNA of Symbiodinium sp. CCMP2592, 393 nucleotides long. Lineage: Eukaryota; Dinophyceae; Suessiales; Symbiodiniaceae. The record is from the annotation of a GenBank genome assembly.